Messenger RNA from Mercenaria mercenaria, 2421 nucleotides. Its product is annotated as selenoprotein M-like. The transcript is spliced from 4 exons. Lineage: Eukaryota; Metazoa; Mollusca; Bivalvia; Venerida; Veneridae. Gene Ontology annotation, molecular function: oxidoreductase activity. The record is from RefSeq and is a predicted model, not a curated record. Gene Ontology annotation, cellular component: endoplasmic reticulum lumen.
CUCUUCACGCACCUAACGUGUCAAAAUAUUGAUUUAUAUAUUAAGCCCAAUAUAUCAUUCUAAGAUGGCGGCUUUCCGGGUGCUGACGUUGCUCUUACUAACAACUUUCGUAAUUUCAGAUGAAGUAAAGGACCAAAAGGUGGCUAAGGCAGUUAUUGAGAGCUGCUCAGGAUGACGAUUGAAUCGUUUACCAGAGGUUAAGAAGUUCAUUUAUGAGGACAUCCCUCUGUUUCACGAUGCUACAUUUAAGCCAAAGGGUGGAGCUCCUCCUGUCCUUCAGCUUAUGAAUAAAGAUAACCAGAUUUUAGAGGAAAUUGAGUUAGAUAGGAAAUCUAGGCAAGAAUGCAAUGAUCUCCUUCUCCAACUCGGUUUCUUAAAGAAGGCGAAUGAGGAUGAGGAAGUUGAUGAGGACAAACAAAGUACUCUUUUUUAUAAAACUACAAAAGAACUGGAAAAGACAGCAGAUGAAACAGAGAAGAAAGUAGAAUUAUAAGUUACUGAUUUUAAAGUCAUUUUCUUUGGGUUAAACAGCCACUUUUUGCAUCAUUUGUUCCUGUGCAUAUAUUUUACUUAUGUUUUUUUUUGUGUAACGGUUUUCAAAAUUUCUGUAUUCUUGCUAGAUUGAAUGAAAGUAAAGCAUACGUACUGUUUGCUAAUGGAAUGAACACUCUUAUAAAUGGAUGUAGUAAAUGUAAAAAAAGUGCAUGUUGUGGAUUAGUUUGUAAACAGACAUAUGAUGUAUAUAAUAUUGCAAGUCACAUAUUUUGAAAUCAAAAAGCUUUUAAGAAUAUAUUACAGUAUUACAUUAAAUCGCAAACUGUUUAUUAAGGCAGGUGCCCGCCUGUGAUAAAAAAAGUUGUAUUUAGGGGCACCUGGGGUCUUUGCCCACCGUCAAAAGCUGGAAAGUUGCCAUAUGAUAAAUAAUUGUGUAUGUUUGACGUUAGGCCCAUCAAAAACAAAACAAAGUUAUCAAAGCAAAGUUAAUGAAGACGGCGAAUCAUUGGUUAAAAUCUGUUAUAGUUGAAGGUAUAUGGAUAGAAAGUGUACCAAAAUGGCAAUAUAAACUGUUUUGUACUGACUAGAUAGUAAUAUUGGUGCUAUUGUUGGAAGAGGAAGGGAUAUAUUGUUUUGUUCACAGUAGGAAUAGAUCGGAAUGUUGAAGCAAGAGAUGGCUAUUGAUUUUUGAUUAAUGUACAUUUUAUACUAGUAAUGCUUGAAGCAUUUAAUGUGUUCAAUGAAAUAAAUUAAGAUGCAUUUGAUUUGUUUUAUCGCCAUUGUAUGAGCCUCUUUUUAUAUUUCUUUAUGAUAAUGUAAUACAUUUAAUAUCCUGCCUUUGUGCAAAUGCUGUGCAAAUGCUGGUCACUACGCUAGUCAAACUGCAAUGUUAAAAACACGCCAUCAGAUAAUUAGAAAUACAGUAAAUCUUCGCUUGCUCAAACUCGGAUAAUUUGUACACCACCUGUCGCUUGAACUUACCGUUAGGUCCCAGCAUAAUAUCUUUAUAAGGUAUAUUUUUCGAUUGCUCGAACUACCCAUUACUUGAAACAAAUUCUGAUUGUCCCGUUGAGUUUGAGAGAACGAAGUUCGACUUUAUAUCAUUUCUCAAAUUUCAUGUUAAAAAAUAUGAACCGUUACUAAUCAGUAUCUGCGUAAACAUAGAAUAAGCGUGUUUGUGUGUAUAAGCAGUGCUGUUUAAAAAGUACUACAUAUAUAUAAGUUAACACAGUAUAAAUUGUAAGGUCGUUGAAAAAGACACAGUAUUUCUUGACAAACAGCUGUUACUGGAUAGCAUUUAAUUGUGAUUGUAGCUGUAAAUACGCAUUUAAAGUUUAUAGAUUUACAGAUGUAUACAUUAUUCCUGGUCUGUAUUAGUUGAAAAAAGAAGUAUUUCUGCAUAUUAGUGCUUUUGCACAGCUUUUUACAUCAAUACAUUAUACGAUAAGUGUAAUGCUUUUGUGAAAAUAUAUUGUUGUAGUAAUUUAUUAUCUGUGUUGUGUACAUUUUUAUUUAUUACACAAAAAGACUGACUAGAUCUGCAUGUGUAACAUUUGUAUUAUAUAUGCAUUGUAUGGCUGAGGCAGAAAGUGUAAUCAUUUAACAUUGUAAUUUUCUCCAUACUGUAUAUCACACUACAAUAUUAUAACAAAAAAUUAUGUUAAAAUAUGACCCUUUUGAAACCACAUUUGCUGAAGUUCUAUCAGAGUGGGCGGGAGAAAGUAUCAAUGACGUCGUCUGCGGAAAGCCACUGGCUUGCAGAUGACUGAUGUACUUCAACGGCCUCCUGUUUUCUCCAGAACUUCAUCAAAGUGUGAUUUAUUGGUUCCGUACAUGUUUUCUUGCUAUUUAUUAUAUUUUUAUUGUCUUUUAAACUAUGUCAAUGGGAUUGUCUUUGCAAUGGAGAAAAUAAAAAAUGAAAAUAAA